AUGAGAGUAUUCAACAACAAUCAAGCAAUUGGCAUUCCGUUCCCAACAAACCAGCCCAUGAGAGUAUACUGCAGCUUAUGGAAUGCAGACGAUUGGGCAACACAAGGUGGGAGAAUCAAGACCGACUGGACAAAAGCUCCUUUUGUUGCCUCUUACAGGAAUUUCAAUAUCAAUGGCAAUAUCUGUGCAUCUGGAUCAAACGUUGGAUCUUGUGCUUCCAAGUCUGUUGAUUCCUCUAAUUCCGGAACGUGGCAAACUCAAGAAUUGGAUGCAAAGGAAAGAAAUAGACUUCGUUGGGUACAACAGAAACACAUGAUUUAUAAUUAUUGUUCUGAUGUUCCAAGGUUUCCUCAAGGCUUGUCUGCAGAAUGCAAGCGCUCAAGAUUCUGA
This is a messenger RNA of Fraxinus pennsylvanica, 390 nucleotides long. The record is from the annotation of a GenBank genome assembly. Lineage: Eukaryota; Viridiplantae; Streptophyta; Magnoliopsida; Lamiales; Oleaceae.